Messenger RNA from Vombatus ursinus (common wombat), 1032 nucleotides. It is a transcript of the gene CUNH4orf17, whose product is annotated as chromosome unknown C4orf17 homolog. The record is from RefSeq and is a predicted model, not a curated record. Lineage: Eukaryota; Metazoa; Chordata; Mammalia; Diprotodontia; Vombatidae.
AUGAACUUCAAUUUCAAAUCCCAGCCCAACCCAUUGAUUGGCUGUGAUACUUCUUACACGACCAGAAAUACAAAUUGUUUUCUAGUCAGACACACUCCCCAUCCUCGAAGAGUCUGUCAUAUUAAAGGUUUAAACAACAUACCUAUCUGUGCCGUGAAUGAUGAGAACUUCCUUAAGGCAUUGUAUAAUGUUAGCCACUUGACCACCCCAGAUAAGGAUGUGCCUCCACUUAGCAAAGUCAUCAGUGCCAAUAACAACAACUCUUUCCAUAAUCCAGGGUCAAACAAAAUGAAAAUGCCCCCUCGGCCUAAUUCUGAGCCCUGUAAACAAACAAAAGGUUUUUUUGAUGAUCCCUGUGAAGGUGUUUUAAAGAUUAAAAAGGAAGCACUUCUGGGCAGAAGUCACAUUUCACACCCAAGGGCAAACCAAGGUCCUACGGUCUCUGAACACAUUAAUCCCAAGAGUGAAGUGAGAGGCAAGACAAUUUGCAUACCAAACUAUCUGGAUCAGGAAAUAAAAAUUCUGUCCAAGCUCUGUGAAAUUCUACAAACAGACUCCCUGGCAGAACUCCUCAAGUGGCUACUCCAUGCAAAUGUGAAAGAAAAAGAAUGGGUAUCAGCUUUGAUCCAUUCAGAGCUCUCUGAGGUCAACUUGUUGAAAAAUUGGGAGCACGUUCCCCAAAAGAAAACUGGAAAAGAGAAAGGAAAAUCAUCAGUCAAAGCUGGCAUAACUCCUCUAGCAAAGAGCAAGACUCUAGCCCUGGACAAGGAAGAGGUGCCUAAAGUCAACAGAGUUCCAAGCCAAAAACCGGAAAAAAAUAAAGUACCAAGACAAGAGGCUGAGGAUAAGUCUGGAUUGAUUAAAGAAAGAAGCAAGCUUGAAGAUGCCAUUGAAGAAUAUUUCAGCAAAACAAAGCCUCCUGCCAAGAAUCUGAAUCUCUGGGACAGAAAUUACUGCCCCAGCAGCAAAAGCAACAGUGGCAAGAAAUCAACAGCCUAUAUUCCCAAAGACCCACUAAUUCCAACCGUUUAA